AUGAACUCGAGGACUGACGAGAAAGAACUCGAGACCCGCGAGACGACGUUGAUCGAGCUUGUCCAGUCGCUGGGCGAAUACAUCAACGAUGACGACGAGAAGAUCCGCGCCCGCGCGGUGUCGUACCUAGUCGCCGUUGUUGCAGCCCUCCCUCCGAAGUACCUUUCUCGUCAACAGAUCCAAGUUCUGUGCCAGUUCUUGUGUGAUCGCAUUGAAGAUGGAGGAGCAAUCGAGGGCCUAUCUAAGCUCCAGAGCUUGGACCGGUUCACUGCAGAGAUGGCUCAAACAGUUGUGAGAGCGAUCUUCGAACACUUUUCCGACUUGCAGUCUCGCAAUCAGGCUGGCAGAUAUCGCAUUCUACAACUGUUGAAUGAGCUUCUGGAUCAUCAUCGUAAAGCCAUCAGGGAAAUGAAGGAUGAAUCCCUCACUGGAAUCACCGACCUAGUCGCCGGGGAGAAAGACCCUCGAAAUCUGAUGCUGAUCUUCUCCAUGCUCAGAGUUCUGAUGGUCGAGUGGGAUAUUCAGGGUCACGAGCAGACCAUGUUCGACUCUGUGUAUGCCUAUUUUCCCAUCACAUUCAGGCCUCCUCCAAACGACCCCUAUGGUAUCACCGCUCAAGACCUGAAAGAUCGUCUGCGGGAGUGUCUGGCAUCUACCGGAGCGCUGGCUCCGUACACGUUCCCUAACAUGUUGGACCGGCUUGAUUCCACUUCUACCACUGUAAAAAGGGAUUGCUUGCAGGUCUUGUCUGCAUGCGCCAAUAACUACGACCCUGAAACACUUAGCCAAUUCUCCAUACCACUCUGGGACGCGGUCAAGUUCGAAGUGCUACAGGCUCAAGAGCCCGAAUUGGCUGAGGAAGCAUUGCGUGUUCUCAACGCCAUCGCAGCGUGCUUGAGCAAGAGUCCCAAGAGCAUGCACAACGCUCCUUCUUCGCCUCUCCUCCAGUAUCUGAAGCCUGUGAACAAAGAAUGCCUGGAGCACCUGCAGGAGCCUGCAGCACGCCAGGCAAAAGCGUCCGGGGAUAUUCUCAAGGCCGUAUCAUCAGCAACAAUACAGUCCUUUAGAAUCGUGAUUGAGUCUAUUGGGCCCUCGCUUCUCACCAUCUAUCAGUCUUCGCAAGGUCUUGUCCAGCAGCGGGCAAUCCUUGAAAUUGCAAACCAGUUAUUCGAGGCUUCAAUCGAGGUGUAUGGGUCAUGGUCCUCCCCCAGUCAGAAAAACCCCGAGGGACGUGAGAAUCUGGUGGGCCAAUUCAAGGACAGCUUUGUGGCUCUGUACAGCCAAGCCCUGAUGGGAACGGUCAAAGAAGAGGUGUCAUUUCGACUGACUGCGGCCAAUGGGCUGCUCCUAGUCUCAAAGAUGAACUCGGUGCUCUCGGACGACGAAAUUGGACUGGUUGUUCAAUACUUUGAUGACAUCGUUCUCAAAGAGGAAUCGUACGGGCGAGACGAAUUGAAAAAGAAGGCCAUGGCGGCACUGGCUGAGAUAUCUCAGUUCAAGCCUGUCCUGAUCUCCGACGUCACAUUCCCUGCCUUCAUGGCGCGAUUGCCAGAUUCAGAAAAUGAAGCACGCUCAGGCGAUUAUCGCUCUGUUCUCGAAGGGCUGGCCGAGAUCAGCCUCGAAAGACAGUUGUUGGAAACGCUAAUGAGGCGUCUGCUCAACAAGCUAGAACUCCUUUUUGGCACCAGCCAGCCGCCACCGUUUCCCUACACCUGCGCUAUGCUCGGUGCAGUUCUGUAUGUCCUUAAUCGGACUGUGUCAAAGCAAAAUGUGAAUCUGGAGGCAUACUUUGACCGCAUGGUGGUCCGCAUCUCCCAAAGAAUAUCACACACAACAACAGGACCUCUUGUCGACGAUAGUGUCCUCGAUCUCCUAGGUCGAAUCAUGAACUUGAUCGUCCGACACUCUUCAGCCGAGUUCAUUCAGAAGACGGCUGACAACUUUUACUCUUUAUUCGCUAAAACAUCAGGCGACCCUGAGCACGAAAGGCUCGUAAAAGUGAUCGAACAGCCGCAGAGGGCGAUUUUGACGACAUGGCUGCUGGCCGCCUUACCCAGAACCACGCAGUCGUCGAUACUGGCAAAAGACCAAGUACCUAGAAACAUAAACGAACUGAUAUCAUUCGCGGCAACGUCCCAGAGCCCUGCAGUAACACAGACUCUGCUCACUCAGGUUGCUCUAUAUGUCAACAAGCAUAUACAGACACCUGAUCUUGGAUUUGUUGAAGAUAUCCUGUCACAAAAACUGUCCGCCCUUAGGGACGAUACGAUGGACGAAGCCGACCCACGCGACUUGGACAUCCGGCUGGUUUUUGUGCUGUUCAAAGCACUUAUAUUGCGGCUUUCUCCGAAGACGAACGAAUACCUCGGUCGGCUCGUUGAGCUUCUCAGUCCAAGUCAAUACCCUCUCUCGGUCUCGCAAAAGGCAGCGCUGGGAUUUGCAACCAUCUUAUCACCAGACGAUAUUCUGUCGAAGGAAAAUGGGGCCCAGAUCCGGCUGCUCGUCCCGCAGCGUGUUUUUCAGACUUUGACCCCCUUGGUCGCUGAGAAGUUCAGAACGUCGGAGUCCCCGCUUGAAAAGGAGAACUACUUGAUAGCUUUAAGUGGAAUCUUGGCGUCUGUUCCAUCCGAGAUCGUCAUGCCAGAGCUGCCUACCCUACUACCUCUCCUGUUACAAUCCCUAGACAUCGCAGAUCAAACGGUCAAGAUAGCGACACUGGAGACGCUUGCUGUGGUUAUAUCCAACAAUCCUUCAGCAUUGAUAGAGAGCGGUCACAUUCCUUCUCUCGUCAAACGACUUAUCGCUGUCGCAACCGCGAAGAAGAGCAAGGCCAGCAAGGCAGCUACAGAGAAAGGAGGAUCGCCCACGAUACAGGAAAAUCACCCCAGGAGUCGUCGGCUCGCAACGCGAUGUCUCACAUUAAUGCCCAAGUACAUCUCUACCAGCGGCUCACGAGCCAACCCUCUUCUCCCUUUGAAAACGGAGGUCUUGCACGGUCUGAGAAAUAUAUUGGACGACACGAAGCGUGAUGUGAGGAAAGAAGCUGUCGAUGCGAGAGCGGCAUGGAUAAGAGGCGUUGAUGAUGUAAAUGACGACGAUGAAUAG
This is a messenger RNA of Cladophialophora yegresii CBS 114405, 3105 nucleotides long. RefSeq lists its product as uncharacterized. Lineage: Eukaryota; Fungi; Ascomycota; Eurotiomycetes; Chaetothyriales; Herpotrichiellaceae. Gene Ontology annotation, cellular component: cytosolic [4Fe-4S] assembly targeting complex. The coding region runs from base 1 to 3105 and encodes 1034 amino acids. The transcript is spliced from 3 exons. The record is from RefSeq and is a predicted model, not a curated record. Gene Ontology annotation, biological process: iron-sulfur cluster assembly.